Messenger RNA from Hippoglossus stenolepis (Pacific halibut), 4620 nucleotides. RefSeq names its product protein FAM83G (gene sack1gb). The coding region runs from base 822 to 3353 and encodes 843 amino acids. NCBI's taxonomy places the organism in Eukaryota, Metazoa, Chordata, Actinopteri, Pleuronectiformes, Pleuronectidae. The record is from RefSeq and is a predicted model, not a curated record. The transcript has 5 exons.
UGAUUCCUCCCUUUCUCCAAAACCAACCACCGGACACUCCGCCUGUCUGUCCCCGGGAAUCGGCUUCCGUUGCCGCAUUCCAGGGCCACACACACACACAGACACACCGGUAGCUCCCAUCGCACGGUGGCCGCAGGAGGGGACGUUUUCCACGGGAGAUAAGUGAAGAUAAACCGCUGUGAACCCGGACCGGGAGGAAGCGGAGACUCGGUGGAGAAGUUUUACCACUUUUUUUUUUUUGACUCCGUCUUUCGGGGGUAAACUCAGCCACGUUGGAGCCGCUGUGACAAGCCGACGAAGGAACCGGGAAAGUGACUCGUCAGCGCAGAAGUUUGAGUCACACACGCUGAGCUCCAACACUUCCAAACGAGGAUUAAUGUCCUGUUUUAACCUCGUGUUCCCGGUUGUGCUUACUCACCGGCAGACAGACGGACUCCCCCCUGCCUCCCUCCCUGCCUCCCUCCCUGCCUCGCUCCUCGGCUGCCGGGCCCCGCGGCUGCAGCUGCUGAGCUGAACCGGGCCGCGGCCGCAGGGACCCCGGGCUGUCAGGUGAGAGGCGUGGCUCUGGGCGGGGGGAAGCUCCGGCAGCACCUGGGCGAGGGAGUGUGCGAGCGGAGGAGCACUGAGCAGGAGCCCGGGCUGAGGGAGCGACCAGGCGGGGAGCAGAGGACAGCGGUUCCCAGGACACCGGGACACGGUAAUGACCCACGGCGCCUUCUCGAGGUUUGACCCAGCGGACGGACGAGUGGAGACCGGGUCAGAGAGGAUCUAGGGUUGACUGCGGACAGACCGGGGGACAGCGGGGGGGACAACCGGGGGUCAUGGCUCAUUCUCAGGUCCAGUGUCUGGACGACCACCACGUCAACUGGCGGGUGAGUGAGAGCAAGCCGGAGUUUUUCUACAGCGAGGACCAGCGGCUGGCCGUGGAGGCGCUGGUCACCAAGGGCCGGGACGCCUUCACCGACUGCCUCCACCAGAGGGGAGUCCGGGACUUCCUCUCGGAGCCGGAGCUGGAGCGGAUAGAGCGCUCGACGGAGGCUUACCGGCCCGGGCACGAGCACCAUCAGAAACCAGACACCCCCGGCCCGGGGAACAUCACCCCGGGCUCCGGGGAGGAAGCCGGGGACGGGGAGGUGUCGCUCCAGUACUGGCCGGACCGGUCCGAGGGCUCCGUGGUGGAGCUGGACCUGGGCUGGCCCGAGGCCAUCUCUUACCGGGGGGUGACGCGGGUCACCGUGUACACGCAACCUCCAACCGACGGACACACGCACAUCAAGGAGGUGGUGAGGAAGUGCAUCAUGGGAGCACAGAAGGUAAUAGCCGUGGUAAUGGAUGUGUUUACAGACGUGGAUAUCUUUCGCGACAUGCUUGAUGCUGCAUAUAAACGCAAAGUUCCUGUAUACAUCAUCAUCGACAUGGCUGCAGUCCCCUGCUUUCUUUACAUGUGUGGCAGAGCUGAUAUGCACCGUGGACAUCUAAAGAAUUUGCGUGUGCGCUGCUGCGGAGGCGUGGAGUUCUUCACUCGGUCGGCACAGCAGGUGCGUGGGUCGCUGAGCCAGAAGUUUCUCCUGGUCGAUGGAGACAGAGCCAUCUCUGGUUCAUACAGCUUCACCUGGUCGUCCUCUCGUUUGGACCGUAACCUCAUCACCGUGAUCACAGGACAGGCGGUGGAGACGUUGGACCUACAGUUUCAGGACCUUUACCUCGUGUCCAGAGGCGUGUCUCUCAACAAGGUUCCCAUGGUGGACGAACCCAUCCCCGACCCGCUGCCCGAGGUGGCUCCUGUUCCUGUGUCAGCUGCUAUUGCAAGGAAGCUCAUCAAUCCCAAAUACUCCCUGGUUACCACGGGAGCCCACAGUCCAGCCCCCUCGGACAAGAACUCAAACUCUGCAAAUCCCACGGGGCUAAAAAUAAAGAAAGUGCGUCUCAAGCAGGUUAUCGAAGAACCGCCAUUACACCCAGGAUUAGCCCAUCUGGAGAAAGCAUACAUGAUCCCAUACCUGCCCACCUGGCCAGAUCCUGACCCACCGAGCGACGUGAUAGGCUUUAUCAACAUCAGGGAUGAAAAACGGGCCAAUCAGGUUCAUCUACAGAGGUCGGAGAGGUUUGAUGUAAGCCGGGCUAUACGCUUCAGCUCACCGCUGACAAUGAAACCCGAGCCUGAGGAGCCUGCUCCUGGUCGGGAUGCAAACGCAGCAGAAAGAACCAAAAAGCCCUCUGGGAAUACAAGUCCAGAAGCCUCUACUCCUGUGAACACAACCAGCAAACAAGUCAAAGAGAAAACAAACGCUCCUCCCAACAAAGACCAAACUGAUUCCAGUGUGGCCCCUCAGCCGCCCCACACACAGGACACACACAACCCAAAUCAACACACUCCUAAAUCAUCACCUGGCGUCACUGCUGAUUCACAGCCAACAGAUGGCGCUAAACAAACUCCAGAGACACAAACCCCAGCACCUCCUGUUCCUAAACGCCGCACCCUGCAGCUGGUCCUGGACCCAUCCACUUCAGAGCAGCCUGGACAACCGCAGGUGACUCUUAUUAAAAUGGACCAACUGGAAAGUCAAGAUGACUCUUUGAGCAAAAGGAGAAGCCAGGCGGAGCUGACGUUAGGCCGUGGACGCAUGACAUCAAAGAACAUGGACGGGGACUCCGGCAGCAACGACGAGGGCAGCCAAGACAGCACCAAGGUCAUCUGUGACCGAGCGACCAACGAUGAUCCUUCAAGUGCUUCCACUGUGUCGGAGGAGGAGUUUUACGAUUCCCCGCAGGAGCCAAUCGACCCGCUGAUAAACGGAGUUUCGACGGGUUCGGGUCACGGACAUCGGCACGGAGACGGGGUCAACAUGAUGGCCCGCCUAUCCCAGAGUAUGCUGGACCUGCGAGACCCCAGUCAAUCGGAGGACAGCGCCGCCCUCAUCCGCCAAUCACAGCAGCUCCGCAGACAAGGUCACCCCUCACCACACAGGCACAUAGGAGAAUUGUUCCGGACCUCUAGAUCUCCAGGUAGAGAUGCAAGACUGCAAGGAAAUAAAGUCGUCAUCGCCAAACCGGGAAGUUACCACCGCCCGACCCGAGCAACUGGCCCGGUGAUCGGAGGACACCGUUACUGGCACAGUCAAGUGAUGCAACCCAAUUCGACCCAGCUGCAGGCAGAGACGCGGUCCAGCCGGUCGCCACGACGCCCCAGCCCGGGUUACAGGAAGACGGACCAAUCCUCGGCACAGCCGCCACCCAACCCAUCAGGGCCACUAGGAGUUUCUCUCUCAAAACUGACCAAUUUCAGACACUUGAGGGCACGAGGAGGAGGGUCGCAGAAGAAAGCGACUCAAAAUAACAAGGCUGCUAGUUAGAACAGAGGACCUGUGGACACACGGACGUUUGUUCAUAAAGACUUCCUGCUACGCAACUGGUGACUCUUCACUGUGGAAUCCUUCCUAUCUCAGGCGUGCAUGUCACUUCCUGUUUUAAACCCUGAGGCUAAGCUAUUUAAUUGGGAAUUUUGACUUAAGAUUUAUGAAUCUGAUAUGAUGAUGUGUUUUUAAGAGGUUUUGCCUGUAAAUUAAUGACUUGUCCUUCCAAACUAUUUCUUCCCGGUGAAAGGUUUUCAGACCGGAUGCUUUCAGUGGCGUCCGGUCUGAUGAAGUGUUUCAGAGGAUGUUACUGAUCUGAGAGGAAAUUAACUUUCCAAACAAAUGCAUGACACUUUUUUUUUUUUACAAUGCAUCUCUCAAAAUUUAGUAAUCAAGUCAUUUAGGCAUCUUGUUUCCAAGGCCCUGUUCAGACCUGGAGUUAAGGUCUGAUCUCACUUCCCUGCCCUAUGUGCAAAUAACCAGUCAUUUGUAUUUGUUUAGACCAAAUGAUGUUGUUUUUACCCAGUGUGAGUUUAGAGAUGUGUCCAAUGUCAGUGUGUUUGUGUGUCGGCGAGAGGGAGGAGUCAGGAGGGGCUGGAUGAAUCUCGUGCUGCUGUGAAGAAAGAUUUUUACCAAUUUAAGAAAAAGUCCAGAUGGUGAUGUGGUGAUGUGGUGAUCAGUGUUGAUAUUGUGACGUCAGCUGAUUCUGUGGUUCUUCACAAGUGACACAUUUACGUUCAAACAGCGGAAAUAAUGCGUCGCAGAGCAGCUCCCAAUAUGGUCUGAGGGACACAUUUCGAUGUGUCCAGGCCUGAACUGAGAUCCGAUCUUUCAGGACAGAUUAUAACACCAGGUCUGAACAGAGUCUAAGAUUUAAUAGAAGCAUAUUUUGUAGAUGAUAAACGGCACCAUACUAGAUUUGGGCAGCUUCUUCUCUACCAAACACGGCACUUCAGCCUUGUAGGGAAUCCUUUGAACGAGCGCUUCCAGUUUAAAUCCGCUUCUUUCCCUUUUCAGAAUUUCACGCUGUAAUAUUUUUCCAUAUCAAACACACACAGAUGUGACAAUCAGCUGAUGUUUUCCCGCUGAUAUGAGCGUCAGGCUCUGGGUGUUGGUUCCACUGUGGUUACUGAUGGUGCGCGGGUAAAGCUACCGUGUUGCUUGCUUUACGUGUGAGGCAGAUGUUGUUGUGGACACCAGGUGUAUUCGAUGUUUAACACUGAUGUGGGACUAAAAGUGAAUGUUGUAAAUAAAAAGUCAGACUGUU